Lethenteron reissneri (Far Eastern brook lamprey) is the source of this 5970-nucleotide messenger RNA. RefSeq names its product protein salvador homolog 1-like. Gene Ontology annotation, molecular function: molecular adaptor activity; protein binding. The record is from RefSeq and is a predicted model, not a curated record. Gene Ontology annotation, biological process: positive regulation of apoptotic process; negative regulation of cell population proliferation; hippo signaling. Gene Ontology annotation, cellular component: cytosol. Lineage: Eukaryota; Metazoa; Chordata; Hyperoartia; Petromyzontiformes; Petromyzontidae.
UGUCCGCCCCAUUGCUCCACGACCCGUCACGCGAGCCGCUGCCAGAGUUCUAGUGCGCCCCAAUGGAGGUGACAGCUCAGAAGGUGUGACAGGGACAGCUUCUUCUGCCUUCUCACGGCAAAGUUUCGUAAAACUGCGGGAAAAGUAGGGGGACCCCCCCCCCCCCCCCCCAGCGGUUUUGUUCCGCGGUGCCACUCCGAGUUCUCCAGCAGGACGCGCGCAGUGAUUGCAGCCACCGCUAUGCCGACAGGCCUCAUGGCUCCACUGGGUCACGGGAGGCCGUCGUCGUCACCGCGUCUCGGCCGCGCCGACGCCGGGAGCGACGCCCGGAGCCGGAGCCAGGGCCUUGGGAAUGGAGCGCUGCCCGUGGGCCCUCGUGUGCCGCUGGCUAACGGCGCGGCGGCAACGGCGCACGGGCCCGGCCAGGGGAGGAGAGGCGCGCUGGCACCGAGGGAGAGGCGGCAGCAGCAGCAGCAGCAGCAGCGCCUGCCGGGGCCUCCCCACAACCAGGGCUUGCUGCAUGGCUCCCCGCCGAGCGGAGAGGACCGUCGGCCCGUGGCGGAGGAGCCGCCGCUGCCCAUCGGCUGGUCGGCGGAGCGCACGGCGCACGGGCGCCGCUUCUACAUCGACCACAACACGGGCACGACGCACUGGAGCCACCCACGCGAGCGCCACGGCCUGCCCCCCGGCUGGGAGCGCGUGCAGUCGCCUGAGUGCGGCACCUACUACCUGGACCACGCCAACCGCCGCGCACAGUACCGCCAUCCGCGGGCACCCAGUGAGCCCCACUACGAGGAGCCCCCCCCGGCGCCCCCGCUAUCGUCUCCGCCCCCCGCGACCUCCGGCCCCAGCGCGACGUCGCGCGGGGCGCGCCCCGCCGAGCGGCGUGCCGCCGCGCUCGUCCCCGCCAACCCGUACCGCGAGGCCAGCGUGCCCGAGUGGCUGCGCGCGUACGCACGCGCCCCCAGCAAGUACGACCACAUCCUCAAGUGGGAGCUGUUCCUGCCGGACGACCUGGAGGACUUCCAGGCCAUGCUCAAGCUGCUCUUCAUGAAGGAGCUGGAGGUGGUGGUGCGGCGCUACGAGCGCUACCGCCAGGCGCUGCUCAACCACCUGCGCACGCCGGCGAUGGCCAGCAAGGGCUGCGGCCCCGCAGGCGCCGGGGCCUGGAAACCGCGGGAGGGCGGCCGUGACCCCUGAAGACGGCGGAACCCCGGGGGGGGAACCCCGGGGGGGUGAGGGGGAGCUCGGCGGCGGCGUUGGGGGUUGAGAAGAAAGUUCGCGUCCACUCGACGGACGGACGGACGAGUUCCUGAGGCCCGUGCUUGGCACGAGAACGCUGCUCCCUCUCUCUCUCUGCCUGGAGCCGUGUGUUCCCACGCAAGGAUUGGAAAGUGCAGAAGAAGUGCGAGACACAACACGCAAACAACAACAACAACUGUCGGUCACCACGAAGUGGCGUUGACGUCACAACGGCGCUUGUGCCACGCUAGGUGCACACGCGAAGCUGCGCCAGUGCACACACAAGCCAGAGAGCCGCGUGGCUGCUGUUGAACGACGGCAGCAGGAGAAUUGGUUGAAGAGGGGAAAAAAACCCGUUACGAACGAGCGACGAGGCUUGGGGAGCGCGGCUCUCCAGACGACGAACGUCCGUGCCCCGCGGCGAGGCCCCUCGCGAGGCCCGGCCCAGAUGGAGCCGUCCCCCACGGGAGCCUCAGCCGUCUGCUGGCUCGGAGCGCGCGAGGCUAUCGCCGUGGACGAGGCGCGUCACUGAUGUCCACAUUUAUUUUUUUACAUCGGCGAAAUGUUCACAAAGUGUCGUUUAAUCUCAAAGGAACAUCGGGGUUCUCGGAGCCAGAGGCUGCUCAGACGAUGUUCCAAUAAAACGUCUGCGUGAACACACAUCCCCUUGGCCGGCCGCAUCUGCACGCGUAUCAGAUGGGCAGCGCGCUGUUUCUUAUUAAUGAGAGAGCACAGCCGCGGUGAGUCACGCGCGCGCGCCACGAGACGGCUCCGCGAGGAGGUCGCUGCUUCUUGCGCAGACGCGCGCAGCGGCUGCGUGGAAAGGCGUCCACGGAAAGGAUAGCGCUCUGUUUUGGCUGCGAUCCCUGGCCAGUGUCCAGAGAAUGAUAGCAACAAAAAAGUUAUAAAAAUACAAAAGGGUUGCUUUUCUCUCCACAAAGGUCGUCCAAGCGUGAAAAAACCCCCCGCGGGCUCUUCUUCUUCCCGCUACUGUCCACACGGGGGACUACUUCAAAGAGGGCGUUCCCGCAGCUGCAUUUCGGGAGAGGUGGAUCGAACGUCGAAUACGGAGCAGGAGGAAUGAGCCCUCGAACACGGCGCUGUUUUGCCUUUCGGAGCGACGCGGCGCAGAGCGCGGUCGGCCCCGAGAGCUCUCGGUGGCGACGGCGGCAUCAUCAUCAUCACUAUCGUGACGGAGAGCGGCGGAAAUGAAGAAAUGACGGUGGCCGCUGCAAAACACGAGGACUGCGGCUCAAAGUGAAACGAGUGUCAUUAGCAGCCGGUGGGGUUGGUGAUGACUUGACCGUAGGUCGAGUGCAUUGUUUGUAAUGUCAGUGCUAGGACAGCCCAGGCCUACAGCCAGAGGCACGGAGGGGUUUGGCCAGGCCCCAUUAAUUGACAAUAUAUUGCAUUACAUCAUUAAUUGACAAUAUAUUGCAUUACAUCAUUGAUUGACAAUAUAUUGCAUUACAUCAUUAAUUGACAAUUAAUUGCAUUACAUCAUUAAUUGACAAUAUAUUGCAUUACAUCAUUAAUUGACAAUAUAUUGCAUUACAUCAUCAUUGAUUGCCACUCAUAUUGGUAUGAACCGUAUGUAUGUUGAACUUCUUUCUCACCGUACACAGCCAAAAGCUAAAUUUGUAUAAUAUAUAAAAUAUUACUUUUCACUUCAUCAACAAAAAUACUGCAGCUUCCGUGUCACAGAGAAUGUGGAAUGUUCAAACAGAGUAAAGUGGGCGUAGGAUUUAAUGAAUUUUCAGUCAAAAACAAACAACACAAAAAAUCUUUCUUCUGUGACAAAAAAUGUGAAAAUGGGCUUAAUUCCACUUGGCAGAACGUGCGCUUGUGGAAGGUCGCCUUUGGCCAAUCGAGACGUUUGUCUCAAGCGGCUCCCACCUGGGUGCAACGUCCACGAGUGCAUGGAAGUUAUAACGGCCAAAUGUUUUGGGGAGAAAAUGCCUGCGUCGUGUCCAUUGUUUGCAGUAGAUUUUGGCAUCGUCACCAACAUAUGAAUCAGACCACAAAGUCUUCAUCGGGUUUCAUCAACCUGCAUCCGAUGCAACUGGCGAUGUCAAUUAAACGGACAGCAUCGUCUCUUCACGUGGGAACUCGCUGCUGCACCACAGUGAUACGGCACCAGAUGUCCGACUCUUUGACGCGGAAGAGACGUCCGCUUCAAACUCUUCCCCUCGGCUAUGAGCAACAUGCGCUUGGGCAGCAGAGCGGCGCUGCUUUAGCUCGGAGUGGCGCGCGAGCCGAAGGCGUGGUGGCAACACGAAGCGGGCCUGGGCGGUCGCCGCGACGGAGCACGGGGGAGCAGAUCGCUCUGCAGCGCAGCCUCGCUCCGUGUGUGUCGUUCACGACUCUCCUCCACUUGGCAGGCGGCUCCGGUGAUCGGAUUGCAAUAAAACGCAGCCCUAACAACUUUGGCAGACGAAGUCCUUCAGGGAGUACUGUGACGGCUCUUGAGCACAAGAGCCGUCACAGGGCGGAGUGAAAAUUUUGCGACAGGAAUAAAUGCCAGCACCUCUCUGGUCUGUAGAUUAAAUGACGCAGCUAUUCGCCCUCGGAAUUUAUGGUGGUAUACACGUCAACUGUCUAUCGGUUAAUUUCAGAGACGCAUCGCCACGUCGCGUGGGACAGAUCCGGGGUUGCGUUCAGCGGCGGUGCAGCUACCCCUCGUGAGCCACACUCCCAGAAGCCAACUGGGAAAAGAAAAUAAACCCAGCCGGCACAAACAAAGCCGUUCCGAGGAAAGACACAGAUUUCCACAGAAGAUGAUGACAGAGCAUCGAGCACAGAGUGUGGAAAGUUCUCUGCACCCCAGGGUGGAAGGGCAGAGGAAACAACUGACAGCUCUCCCACUUUCCUACGUCCGUCCGUCUGUUCCACGUUUCGCAAUCCUCACCAAGCCAACAGCGCCCAUUUACAGAGCACCCAACUACCACCGUAUCUCACGACGCAGGGCAGGAGCGCGGGACGCGCGUCAAAUGACAUAAGCGCGCGUAGUGUAUAAUACUACACGCACAUCAUGAAUGAUAUGGCUAUCCAACAGGGUGGCAACGCGGGCUGCAGUUUGUGAUUCACGUUGUUAGAGGAACAGCAGAAAACAGCAUCAACGGAGUCCAACCGCUGGCCGGCACAGUCUCCUAAACACCACGACUGCAGCGUUGCUACUUCACACACCCCGCGGCUUGCCGUACACCGUUGGCCUUCGUUGUAGUUCCCCCAGGGCAUCGGACUGCCUCGGUAAACGGCUUCAACUCGCGGUUGUGGAUGCUGGACCGCGACGUUUCAAUAUUCCCGAGUGCCGCGCUACGCGGUGGUGCGUGGCCCGGUGACCCCACAUGGUGACCCCACACGGUGACCCCACGUGGUGACCCUACACUGUGACCCCACACGGUGACCCCACGUGGUGACCCCACACGGUGACCCCACGUGGUGACCCCACAUGGUGACCUCAUGCAGUGACCCCACACGGUGACACCACGUGGUGACCUCACACGGUGACCUCACGCAGUGACCCCACGCUGUGACCCCACACGGGGGCUCGCGAGCAGCAGAGGCGGCGGCUGCGUGACGCCUCGAUCCAUCGGCGUGAGCGGGAGACGGCGCGCGUCCCAGCGCAGGAGUCGAACCCGGGCCUGACGUUGAACGGGGCUGUCGACGCGAUCGCAAAGGGGGCAUGGCACCACCGCAAACAUUCUUGAGUUGUCCGUGCAGUAUUAACUUGCUUUUUUUUUCCUUUCUCAGAAGCACUUUAAAUUUAAUCCAUGUUUUUGCGUGACAAAGUAGCGUACAGUCUAGCUACGUGACUUGUUUUAAAUGUUCGUGUUAAAUGUUUGUGUUAAAUGCUGCUAAACAGCCGCAACGUUGACAAAAACGAAGCGACUGCGCUCUUAGCUCGGCUUUGCCUUAACCUGAGGAAGCACGGGGGGUGUUGUCCGAGCUCGGCGACGCAUUUUGUCGAAUUGCCGUGCGGGCCGUCUUCACCGUGUCGAGCACUCGCGCGGAGGUGAACGAUUUCGACAAGCGAUGUACGACUUAUCUCUCGUCUUUAGUCAGAACGUGCUUCUCACGAGGAGUGGUUUGAAAUCGAUCCCGCCGGCAGUCUGUCACUUGGCAUCCCAUGUACACAUUGUGUUACGCAUUCCAUGCCCGUUUUCCUGGGAGAAAUGCAAUACACCUAUUUAGAUUUGUAUUUUAACCAAAACAUUCCGAAUCAAAUGUCCCCACGCUCUCUGGAGCAAGGCGUUGUGACCACCACCACCACCGUCGGCACUGCUCUCAAGCCGCUGAUGGAAACUUCACAUUCCGAUGUCGGGGGCGGCUGUGAGCUUCACAGGCACUGCGCACCAGCGCCGUCUCUCUCCGCACAGCUGUGCACCGUCUGCACGCGCCGGGCACCUCCUGGAGCCCACGGGGCCCGUCUCUGCCCGACUCCUCAAGGAAGCGGUUUCGCUUUCAUUUCCACCGAUUUCGGCUCGGCAGAGGCCCUCCUCCAGUUGCUUGCCACGCGGAUGGCUUCUAAGGACAAUGUUGAUAAUGAUGAUGAAGAAAAUAUUGUGCGACACUUUGUACAGUUUAUAGGACUAAGUGCAUUCUAAUAUUCAUAUAUUUUUAAAGACAGUUUUUUGUAAUGUAUGGCAAGCUCUACAAAAUAAAAUAAAAACAAAUGAAUUGAGACGUCUUCGCGUGCUGCCGUCUUAAAGACGCUGUUCGUCUUCU